Entelurus aequoreus (snake pipefish) is the source of this 969-nucleotide messenger RNA. RefSeq lists its product as uncharacterized. The coding region runs from base 205 to 969 and encodes 254 amino acids. The record is from RefSeq and is a predicted model, not a curated record. The transcript has 4 exons. Lineage: Eukaryota; Metazoa; Chordata; Actinopteri; Syngnathiformes; Syngnathidae.
CAUGGAACAGUGGCAAAGCGGAAAGUCCAAGAUGGCGGACUAAGCGGCGUGGCUUUCCGGAGAAGUUUCACAUUUACGAUCUUAUACAUUCAAAAAUAGCAUCAAAUACCUCAACUAUUCACAUUUUCUUAAGCCCAGGAAACGGACUUUGAAUGUGGAGCGAUGGCGUGUUAUCUGAAGUGAAGAUUGAAGACGUGAUAGAAGAUGGACGACUACUGCUAUGCUAAGAUGGCGACGUCCGCUAAAAGAGAACAUGAAAGAGAAUCAGCGCCACCAACGGAGAACAAUCUGAAAAGCGAAGAUGAAGACGUCCAGCAGCUGAUCGGUAAUCCAGAAGAAGUUUCCCCUCAGUUAGGGGGGAGCUCCACUUUGAAGCAGGAGACUCCACAACCACCCUGCAUUAAAAAGGAAGAGGAGGAACUCUGCAUCACUCAGGAGGGAGAGUGUCUUCUAGGACGAGAGGAAGCUGAUUACACCAAGUUUCCACUGAGUAUUCUCUCUGUGAAGACUGAAGAUGAUGAAGAGAAACCACAAGACGAAGACGAGGUUGAAGAACCUUUGAGCAGCGAUAAAGACUGUGAAGACGUCCAGCAGCUGAUCAGUAAUCCAGAAGAAGUUUCCCCUCAGUUAGGGGGGAGCUCCACUUUGAAGCAGGAGACUCCACAACCACCCUGCAUUAAAAAGAAAGAGGAGGAACUCUGCAUCACUCAGGAGGGAGAGUGUCUUCUAGGACGAGAGGAAGCUGAUUACACCAAGUUUCCACUGAGUAUUCUCUCUGUGAAGACUGAAGAUGAUGAAGAGAAACCACAAGACGAAGACGAGGUUGAAGAACCUUUGAGCAGCGAUAAAGACUGUGAAGAUAGAGUGAAGGCGCCUUCCCGGUUAGGGUGUAGGCCGUCCCUCAUCAGCAAGCCCGGUUUCCCCCAGAAAGACGGCAAACUAUCAAUGAACGUUCUCUACAAAAACUAG